This is a messenger RNA of Pteropus alecto (black flying fox), 1073 nucleotides long. RefSeq names its product olfactory receptor 6C74. Gene Ontology annotation, biological process: G protein-coupled receptor signaling pathway. Gene Ontology annotation, molecular function: G protein-coupled receptor activity; olfactory receptor activity. Bases 88 to 1026 code for a protein of 312 amino acids. Gene Ontology annotation, cellular component: membrane. The transcript has a single exon. NCBI's taxonomy places the organism in Eukaryota, Metazoa, Chordata, Mammalia, Chiroptera, Pteropodidae. The record is from RefSeq and is a predicted model, not a curated record.
AAAUAGUUACCUGAUGCAGCUUUUUCCGCUAUAAUUCUCAUUUCUUUCUUUCUUUUCUUUUCUUUUUUUUAAAAAUAGAAGUCAGCUAUGAGAAACCACACAAGAGUGACAGCCUUUAUUCUUCUUGGACUGACUGAUGAUCCACAAUUGCAGGUUGUCAUUUUUCUUCUCCUUUUUUUCACCUAUAUGUUGAGUAUCACUGGGAACCUAACCAUCAUCACUCUCACUCUACUAGAUCCACACCUAAAGAUGCCCAUGUAUUUCUUCCUCCGAAAUUUCUCAUUUUUAGAAAUCUCUUUCACAACUGUAUGCAUUCCCAAAUUUCUUGUCACCAUGGCAACAGGUGAUAAGUCCAUUUCUUACAACAGUUGUGCAGCACAGCUGUUUUUUACUAUUCUGUUGGGUGCAGCUGAAUUUUUUCUUCUGGCUGCUAUGUCCUAUGACCGCUAUGUAGCCAUCUGCAAACCCCUGCAUUAUGUGACUAUCAUGAGUGUCAGAGUCUGCAACUUGUUAGUCUUUUCUUCUUGGUUGGCUGGCUUUAUAAUAAUUUUUCCACCACUCCUUAUUGGUCUCCAGCUAGAUUUCUGUGCAGCCAACACUGUAGAUCAUUUCUUCUGUGAUGUUUCUCCUGUAUUGCAGCUCUCUUGCACAGACACAGAUAAAGUAGAAGUAAUGAUGCUUCUUUCAGCCAUUUUGACUCUCUUGGUUACACUAGUAUUAGUGAUCCUCUCCUACACAAACAUCAUCAGAACUAUUCUGAAGAUACCUUCUUCUCAACAGAGGAAGAAAGCUUUUUCUACAUGUUCUUCUCACAUAGUGGUUGUGUCCAUUUCUUAUGGCAGUUGCAUCUUCAUGUAUGUGAAACCCUCCGCAAAGGAGAGAGUGUCUUUAAAUAAAGGAAUAGCUCUUCUCAUUACUUCUGUUGCCCCCAUGUUGAAUCCCUUCAUUUAUACACUAAGAAACAAACAAGUGAAAGAUGCUUUUAAGCGCAUGAUCGAAAAGGUAAAAUUUUUCUCAGUGAAGUGAACCAGUUUAGUGAUACUGCUGAGGUUAUGAGUAAAAUAAAACAAGAU